GUAAAAAAACAAAAAACAAACAAACAGUGAUCCGUUAGUUUUCUUUUUUCUUUUCUUUUUUUAGUUUUCUUUGCGAUCUGUGAAGAAGAAAAAAAUAAUCCUUAUCGGGGAUUACUUGGCAGAUAAGCCAGUGAUGGAAACAGAGAAAUCUCCUUGACAAAUUUUUCGAUAAGAAGUUAUGCAUACGGCUAAGUGCGAUCAGGUGUCUGUCUAACAUGGUCUGAGCCCUUUGACGUGAUCUCUCUGUCGAUACUUUUUGGUCGUGAUGGUCGCAGCGGCCCCCAGCCAGUCCCUUCGCCAAGUGUAGUGAGGAUCUGCGCCACCGCCAUGGCGCCGUUGCCCUGCAGUGCCUCCAUCCGCCGCCGCCGCCGGUGGCACGGCCUGCCCCAAGUGGUGGCGGUGACGGCCUUCACCAUGGCCUUCGUCGGGGUGGCCAUGCUGCUCCAGGACACGUCCCCCGUGCACCACAUGGCCCUGCGCUCGGCCCCGCACGGCCCGGGCCGCACCCUCCUGGAGGCCACCACGGAGAUAGCGCUGGAGGAGGAGGAGGACGAGACCGUGUCGCCCACGGAGGUCAGCAACGAGACCAAGCCCGAGCAGAAGGCGACGCCCCUGUUCCCGCCCGACCUGUUCACCAAGGAGCAGCGCAAGAAGGGCGCCAUCCUGCUGCACGUGCUCGGCAUGAUCUACAUGUUCGUGGCGCUGGCCAUCGUGUGCGACGAGUUCUUCGUGCCGGCGCUCGACGUGAUCAUCGAGAAGCUGCAGAUCUCGGAGGACGUGGCGGGCGCCACCUUCAUGGCCGCGGGGGGCUCCGCGCCCGAGCUGUUCACCUCCGUGAUCGGCGUGUUCAUCAGCUUCGACGACGUGGGCAUCGGCACGAUCGUGGGCUCGGCCGUGUUCAACAUCCUGUUCGUGAUCGCCAUGUGUGUGCUGUUCUCCAAGACUGUGCUGGACCUGACUUGGUGGCCGCUGUUCCGUGACGUUAGCUUCUAUAGCGUAGCGCUACUCAUGUUAGUUGUGUUCUUUAUGGACAAUAAAGUGUAUUGGUACGAAGCCCUCAUCCUGUUCGCGAUAUAUUUGCUCUACUGUUCUUUUAUGAAGUGCAACGAGGGCGUGGAGCGGCGAGUGAAGCAGGCCCUGAACCGGAACAAGGUGACUCGAGUGUGCUCCACCGAUCAGCUGGUGCCAAAUCACGCGGCGGGACCCCAACCUGCCCAGUCCGGCGGACGUCGACCCAGCGCCCCCGUGCUCCACUCGGGCACCAAGUUCCGCCACGGCCUCCUCCAGCUGAUGAUCCACACCAUCGACCCGCUGCACGAUGGCAAGGUGGACGAGAAGGCGACGCAGCUGCACGCCAUCGCCUCGCUGAAGGUGCUGCUGGACGCCACCAAGCCCCAGAACGGCCGCGUGGAGACGUACCGCUCGGACGGCCUGGCCCCCGACCCUCGCCCUGACAAUCAGUCGCACGUAAGUGGCCGCUCGUCGCAGGGCACGGAGGUGACGCACGUCGACUCGCUGGGCUCCUCGGACGCGGCCUCGCAGAGCGGCCCGCACACCAACGGCGACCUGCAGUCCGAGAGCAACUCCGUGGCGAACAAUGUGAGUUAUGGCACCAACUCUGUGCGCAAGAUUCCCAAUAAGGCUCCCCAGAACGGCGACAACAACGGCGUGACCCCGACGCUGCACGCCGCGGCCCCCGAGGCGACGGACCCCGAGGCCGUCGUCACCACCCCGGCGGUAAGACUCGCUAGCCUCGCCGACCCCUGAGACACGCCCAGGGGUCGCCAGCAUGACCUCGACCUGGCAACGCCUGCAGCCGGCACUCGGCCCUUGGUU
Molecule: messenger RNA, 1836 nt
Organism: Penaeus vannamei (Pacific white shrimp)
Lineage: Eukaryota; Metazoa; Arthropoda; Malacostraca; Decapoda; Penaeidae
Source: RefSeq, a predicted model, not a curated record